CCCAUUCAUUGAAGGCUCGCUCGCGGGCGCCCUCUGGCGUUUCUCAGCCAUGUUUCGACUAUAACGGGAGAAAUGGGACGGGUGGGUGACUUUUAUCGCCCCACCGCGGCGCUGUGUUUAAUUUAAUCUCCUCCAGCAGCAGCAGCGGUACGUUUUGGAAGGCACGGAGCUGCGGAUCUACCAUGAGGGCUGUCUGCCUCCGACUGACCGCAGAGACCGAGCUAAGGGCCAGCCGCGCAUCUCCGCUCGGCGUCUGCAGUGAUUAAACGGAUUUCCACGCCGCAGUAACUCGCUACAGUGCACCGCGGGGAUGCGUAGUGAUGUCUAGUGGCCAUUUGGAUUAAACACAGCAGCCCGCUUUAAUAUCUGUGCGCUUUCGAAAUGACGGGGGACACGAUUUACAGCCUGCGCAGAGACACGACUCACGGCGAGAACCAGAACACACUGGAACCGCUCCAGAUCUCAGCAGCAGCAGAGCGACUGAAGGGAGGCGACGACAGCCACGUCUAUAACAACAACAACAACCAGUGCAGGCAGAGCAGCAAGAAGAGCCCCUCCGCCGGUCUGACUGCCUCGUCCGGAUUCCCCGUUCAUGAAUGUGUUUAUAAGGGCGACGUGCGGCGGCUCUCCUCGUUAAUCCGCACCGAAAACAUCGCCCAGAAAGACGUACACGGAAAUACACCCCUCCACCUGGCUGUGAUGUUGGGCCAUAAAGAGUGUGCUCAUCUGCUUCUGGCCCACAAUGCACCUGUGAAAGUGAAGAAUGCCCUCGGGUGGAGCCCCCUCGCCGAGGCCAUCAGCUAUGGGGACAGACAAAUGAUCACAGCGUUACUGCGGAAGCUGAAACAGCAGUCUAGAGAAAACGUGGAGAGCAAAAGGCCUCGGCUGCUCAAAGCACUGUGGGAGCUUGGUGACUUUUACCUGGAGCUGCACUGGGACUUUCAGAGUUGGGUGCCUCUUCUAUCGCGAAUUUUGCCAUCCGAUGCCUGCAAAAUCUACAAGCAGGGACUCAAUAUCAGGUUAGACACCACGCUUGUGGACUUCAGUGACAGGAAGUGCCAGAGAGGCGACCUCAGCUUCAUCUUUAAUGGAGAAGCACCACCAGCCGAGGCCUUCGUAGUGCUUGACAACGAACACAAGGUGUAUCAGAAAAUUCAUCAUGAGGAUACGGAGAUGGAUACAGAGGAGGAGGUGGAUAUUCUGAUGAGCAGCGAUAUCUACUCAGCCACUCUCUCCACCAAGUCCAUCUCCUUUGCCCGCAGUCAGAUUGGCUGGCUCUUCAGGGAGGACAAGACGGAGAAGGUAGGGAACUUCGUGGGAGAUUUCUACAUGGUGAAGGGUCUGGUUUUGGAGUCCAGGAAGAGGCGAGAACACCUCAGUGAGGAGGACAUUCUGCGCAAUAAAGCCAUCAUGGAGAGCCUGAGCAAAGGAGGCGCUCUGGCAGAGCAGACCUUUGAGCCUGUCAGAAGGCAGUCACUCUGUGCCCCUGAGCCCAACACGCUGUCCUGGGAGGAAUACAUCUCCGCAGAAGUGGGAAAGGCUCCUCCUCUGGGCCGAGAACAGGUGUGUAAGGAGAGCAGGAAAGGUUUCAAGGCGACCGUAGCCAUGAGCCGAGACUUUCCACUGGGCAUCGAAUCCUUGCUGAAUGUAUUGGAGGUCAUAGCCCCCUUCAAGCACUUCAACAAACUCAGAGAAUUCGUUCAGAUGAAGCUUCCUCCGGGAUUUCCAGUCAAACUCGACGUCCCAGUGUUUCCAACCAUCACGGCCACGGUGACGUUUCAGGAGUUCCGCUACACUGAGUUUGAAGAGUCCGUCUUCACCAUCCCUGCCGAUUAUAAAGAAGACCCCAACCGAUUCCCUGACCUUUAGCCUCGUGGUUAGCAGUCUAUAAGCCUGUCCCAGAAGGCACACUGAGCCCUACGGCCCUCCAAGUCCUCACUUUGGUGACGGCAACAAUGUGCAGCUGUAUAGCGCUAAAGACCUUAAGGACAUAAGGGCACUGGGUAUAAAGUGUGGAUUAGAGACAGACCCAUGUGAUGUACAGACUGUGCAUAGACUAUAGGAAAGGACAGAGCUCAGAUCGCCCCCUGCUGUUUGCGGUUAAAACUUAGGUUAACAAUAUACUGGAUGCACAUUAGAGCUCAGGUCAAAUGCAGAUUUCAAGUUCAGGUUCUCACAGCCCACCUCCCACUUUUAACUCAUUUAACCUGCACUCCCCUCUUCAGUUUUUCUCUUUACUUUAUUCUUCCCUUCUACUUUCGCUAGCUUAAAGUUUUUAAUCUGGCAAAGCUGAAAUGAAUAUUGAUGUCCACAAAGCUCAUGCUCAAGCAAAAAUGGAUGCAAGUUUGUUUAAAACUUGUAAUCAAGUAUGUAGAGAAGAGUUUAGUGCAGCCAAAAGGAAGUUUAUACUUACUUAUUGUGGCCAGAAUAUUUUAUGUAUGUUAUGUGUAAUAAAAUGGAGUUUAAAGAUUAAACUGUAAUUAGGAAUCAGGAAGCUAGUGAUGUUUCAGCGUGCAUGGUGUGAAUAAUAUAUAUAAUCAGUUAACAGCAUCACUGCAGCAUCAUUGCAUUACUAGAAACAUGAGGAAAAUUGUAAUGUCUGUUUCGGGUAAUGAGCUGGUUUGAUUGAGUUUCAGACAGAUUUUUGCUAUAUGUGGGAUACAAAAUGAUGUGAUUUAAAAAAAAUCAGUAUCAUUAAUUGACAGGAAAAGACAGAAAAAACAGUUUUUGGGAGUCCAAAAUGGACUAUAUGGACACAGCAGGUGAUGUAGGUCUGCACGUUUCCUCCCCAUAUCCAGCCAAAGUAUGUUCGUGAUCAUACUUUUACUUGGUUAUAUGCAGUGACCCAAUCCAGAUUAAAUAUGUAACAUAGCUCAACGAAAAAAAGUUUUUAUCUCACCCCGUAUGUCAUCCGCUGUGUCAUGUUGGCUGAGCAGCUGGAUUGGAACCCGUAUCGAGAGGAAUUUUGAUUAAAACACUGUUGCCAAGACUACAUUGAAGCGAUUUGCACCAAAGGCCGCAAUAUGUGCAAAUGAGGACCUCAGAACUGCAGUGUGCCAACUGGGACAAGGCUUAUAUAGAUCUUACACCACCAACUAAAACUUUAUUAUAUAUCUUUUUGAUUGAUUAUCUCGAUAUAAAAGGGAUAGACCUCCUAACCUCAGUCAUUUGCGGUGAAACCACUCUUUAUUUUUGUCAUUUGCUUCAGUGAAAACUGUGAACAGUAUCUGUGUGUGUGUGUGUGUGUGUGUGUGUGUGUGUGUGUGUGUGUGUGUGUGUGUGUGUGUGUGUGUGAUGCGUGUGUUGUGAGGAAAUGGAUGGUGAACUAUGCUCUGGAUAUUCAUUAUGAUCUCCCUCCAGUGCCAACAGAGGAGAUUGUGUGUUACUGUUCUAAAGCUCAGGACCUUUAGCUGCAGGACUGCGUCUACUCACCAGCCAUAGAAAACACUCAGUACUCACAGAAGUAUGAGCAUAUUGUGUGUCUGAAGCACUAAAGUUCUUCAGAAUCAGCUCUUUUGUAGUUCCUCCAUCUGAUGCUGCUGCUGCGUGUUUUUGGUCAGGAUUACUAGGAAACAACGCUGCUGUUUAAAUUGCUCGAUCAUCGAUUCUAACAUAUAAAUACUAACAGUUCAGAGACGUUCAGGAGCCGAGCUCACCUUCGAGUCAUCCUGUAAGUGUGGCUACGUUUUAUUGCCCAUGGGAUGUUUCUUUGAUUCAUUUUUGCUUUAAAUAAUUACAAAUAAUAUAGAAAAGAUUUAUGGAAGUCUGGAGAGGCCAUGAGUUGUUGCUGUUUCUGGAUUUUUAUCCUGAGAUCACAGAUUAAUUCACUUGUUUGUUUGUUUUUUUCGAGAACUGCAUUUAAGAACAUUCACAAACUUCUUAGUGUUCGUCUUAAGAAUCUUCGCAAGAUUUUUCUUAUGCUUUCGUGAAUCCCAAUGUGGUCUCAGACUUUUGGACACGACUGUGUGUAUAUUUCUAUAGAUUUUUGUUCUUAUUAUCCUAAAUCAAUGAUCACACAGUAGCGGAUCUCAAACUUUAAGGCCUCCUUUGUUGGUAGUGCCCCUGCACAGCUCUCGCCCCCACUUGCUCUUUGACCUUGCUUCAGGGGUCAUUAAUUUCAUUAAAUAAACGAGGACGAGAAUGAAGGCAGAUGAUCCGCUGGGGCGACCCCUAAAGGGAGCAGCCGAAAGAAGAAGAAGAAACGAGGACGAAAACCUUGUCCAUUUUGCUGGCUUCUUCUGCAUCUGUUGCUGAGCAUUAAAACUCAAACUGGUGGCCAUGGGGGGUCAUGCAGUCCUGUACACCAGUGGUCACCAACGCUGCUCCUGGAAAUCUACCUUCUUAAAGAACUCACUUCCAACCCAAAAGAAACACAUCUUAGAUUCGUUGGAUGUGGGCCAGAGCUCAGUUCUGCAGGUAGAUAAGAUGUCCAGGAGCAGAAGUGGUGACCACUGCUGUGCUGAACUAAAUAACAUGAUAGCAUCUUGCAGAAACCAAACCUUUGUCUGCCUUCUGUUUUGCCAAAAAAUGAACAGUGACCUUAAAUUUUUCCUUAAUUGUCAGGAAAGAAGUGUGACAAAUAAGCAUUUAUUGCAAAAUAGUGUUAAGUAAAGGUAUGCAAGGGUUGUCAUGUUAUUCGGUAAGUUAUACUCAUGUGUUCAGAUAAGAAUGUAAAAUAUACAUUUGAUAAAAAUGCAUCAAAGAAAUAUCCCACAGACCUGAUCGCUACCCGACAAAUCUUUAUUCCUUUGUAGUGUCCUGUGCUCCUUUUGAGCUCCAUUCCUUCAGCUUCUACCCUACUCAAAUACCCCUUCAGAAAGCAAUAACCAAAACGAAUGAGGUACUAAUGAUUAAGGUACUGUCAGGUAUUGGUGAAGGUGCACGGAGUUUGUGGAUCUAUGCACUGAUUGGCAUCGCUGUAUUUGAAUCGAGUCUCAUAUAAAAGCUAUUGAGCUACUGAACCAGUAAAACAAGCUGUUGAACGUAUCAGCAAAAAAAGUCGAGGGCAUUCUGACAUAUCAAAGUAAAAAUCUUGCUUUUUUUUUUUUUU
Pygocentrus nattereri (red-bellied piranha) is the source of this 5050-nucleotide messenger RNA. Its product is annotated as ankyrin repeat domain-containing protein 13C-like. The transcript has 13 exons. Gene Ontology annotation, cellular component: cytoplasm. Gene Ontology annotation, molecular function: protein binding. The record is from RefSeq and is a predicted model, not a curated record. The coding region runs from base 382 to 1869 and encodes 495 amino acids. Lineage: Eukaryota; Metazoa; Chordata; Actinopteri; Characiformes; Serrasalmidae.